AUGGCUUCCCAACAGACCUUUGACUACGUUAUUGUGGGCGGUGGCACCUCCGGACUGGUCGUCGCUAACCGUCUGUCCGAGAACCCUGAGACUAGCAUAGUCAUUCUCGAGGCCGGGGCCGACAUGAGUGACGACCCCCGUGUCAAUAUCCCCGCCUUGUGGACGACUCUUAUGUCGUCCGAUGCCGUCUGGCACUACCAGUCCACCCCCCAGCCUGGUAUGGGGGGGCGGUCAAUCAGAGAGCCCCAGGGAAAAGUUCUUGGUGGCUCAACGGCCGUCAACGGCCAGACGUAUGUCGCUCCUAGUGCUGCUGAUUUCGAUUCUUGGGCCUCCCUCGGCAACCCUGGCUGGGGCUGGGACUCAAUGGGUCACUACGUUAGAAAGCCCUUCAGUCUCCAGCUUCCAGUCGAUCAAGAGACAUCGGAUCACCUAGGCUUAGAGUGGCUCAAGAAAGAUCUCCACGGCUCCAACGGUCCUCUGAAGAUUUCUUUCCCUGGUUCCAAAGAGAAUCCUCUCAUCAAGGCUUGGGUUGAUGCUUUCCGCGGCAUGAACAAGACCAUUUCCGAUGAUCCCUUCUCUGGCGUCGCUGUGGGUGGCUACAGCAAUGGCGCGACUGUCGACCAGGACACCAAGACUCGGAGCUACGCAGCCUCAGCUUACGGUGCUCCUCUAAAGGCGAGGCCCAAUGUCCGGGUGAUUACCGGAAUUCUGGCCCAAAAGAUUCUGUUUGACAAGUCAGAUGCCGGUCUCAAUGCCACAGGGGUCGAAGCUGUCUUAGACGGUCAGGUUCAGACCUUCCACGCUUCCAAGGAGGUGAUUCUCGCUGCUGGUGUAUUCAACACACCUAAACUAUUGGAGAUCUCAGGCAUUGGCCAGAGUGAGAUUCUCAAACAACACAACAUCAAGCAGCUCCUGGAAAUUCCAGGGGUCGGUGAGAACCUCCAGGAUCACCUCAUGACCGGCGUUAGCUACGAGGUUAACGAAGGUAUUGUCACUGGUGAUCCCUUGAUGCGGCAAGAACCCUCUGCUCUCGAGGCCGCCCAGAAGCUAUAUGCAGAACAGAAAGGACCUCUAUGUUUCGGUGGCACCCAGUCGAACGCUCUGAUGCCCAUUGAUUACGACUUAGCCGAGAUUCUUGAUAAUACACCCGUCAAGUCGGAAGACAAGGAGUUCAUUGAAACAGUCAGGGCCAUCCACGAGAGGCCCAAUGAGGCCACGGCCACCUGGUUUAUGUUCUUGGCUCAGGCGAACCUCCACGAGGGCGCCAAGAGCUUCGUUGGAGACACCCUUCUUCCCCAGAAUUUUGCUAGUCUCGGCUGCUUCCUCUCGCAUCCCUUCUCGCGAGGCAACUCACACAUCACCUCCACCGACGCCGCUGCCAUGCCAAAGAUUGAUCCCAAGUUCUUCUCACACCCUGCCGACCUCGAAGUCUUUGCCCGCCACCUCAUGGCAAUUGAAGAGCUGCGUCAUACAAAGGAGCUCUCUGCAUAUCUGAAGCCGGACGGCAAGCGCAAUCACCCAGACUCUCAUCACAUCGGCACACUGGAGGGUGCCAAACGCUACAUUCUAGACACCGCCACAACCACUUACCACUCCUGCGGUACGGCCGUGAUGUUGCCCAAGGAGAAGGGCGGCGUGGUUGACACGAAGCUCAAGGUUUAUGGCACAACGAACCUACGUAUCGUUGAUGCGAGUAUUUUCCCUACUGUUCCCCGGGGAAACAACAUGUCGGCUGUCUAUGCUGUUGCUGAAAAGGCGGCAGAUAUCAUCAAGGGACAGUAG
Clonostachys rhizophaga is the source of this 1782-nucleotide messenger RNA. Lineage: Eukaryota; Fungi; Ascomycota; Sordariomycetes; Hypocreales; Bionectriaceae. The record is from the annotation of a GenBank genome assembly.